UACACAAUUAUAAUCCAUUAUACGCGGCAUAUAACAAAAGUUACAGUAGCUAUCUAGGGGGCAGUGGCAGCCAAUUGGGUUACAAUUAUACGCCCGGCGGACGUAGUUAUCGUUUUUAUAAAUACGGUCUGGGAAAUAGUAGUUAUAACGGUUAUUAUAGUUUGAGUUACGGCGAAAGUUAUUGUCCGAACGGUACAGGCGCAGCACAUUACGGAGGACGGUUAUCGCCGGCAGCUGCACAUACGGCACCACUAUUAGCCACAUCCGCAACAGGAACAGGAUCAGGAAACGGAUCGAAUAGUUGGUUAAAAUUGCCGACGGCACCGCUACCUUUACUGCCAUCAUUAGACGACGAUCUACAAGUUAAUACCGAGCCGUAUCUUAGCUCGUACUGCAGCAGACCGAUAGAUUACUUGCCGUCGCCGGCUGCUUCACUACGUUCGGAUUCAUACGCAUACCGACGACCACGCCGUGAAAGCAGUUAUUAUAAAGAUCCGUAUUAUCCGAGAUAUAGUAGAACUAGAGGUUUUGGUUUUUUAAGUUCUGAACGUGAACGUGAUUUAGAGUGUGAUCGACUGCGGGUGCGUAGUCGGAAUCGUGCCAAUAGCUUGCAACAUAAUCCCACAUUUAUUCGUUCACCCUUACUGACUUCCGGAAGAUUAUCAGCCGAUUGUGUAUCUAGCUCACCGAGUCGACUUCGGCGUGAUCAAGACUAUUUACGAUCUUCAGUGUCGCCGCAACACAGUUUCAAAACGUCGCCACAACAUCAAGAAGGAACACAGUACCAUCCGCAAUCACAUUUAACGUCACGCUAUCACCACAAUCCAAAUACGCAGUCAACAACGCACAGCCAUCAUCAUCAUACACAACACUCCAUACGCUCGCCGACACAACAAGCUGCAUAUUCAACAGAAACACUACAACCCCCAAUACAACCAACCCAACCACAUAAUAGCGUCACUACAGGGAGCGAUCGUCUCUACUACAAUACAACGGCGACGACGACGACGGCGUCGUUGGAUACAUUUAACACGUCAACCAUAUCAAAUACCGCCAGCGCUUCAACACUUCUUCGCCAUCAACAUUCGUUGGGAACACGACACGACGGCAGUUGUGAGGAAUUCAGUCAUAUUCCUGGAAACCUCAAUUGUUUCGCCCGAAAAAGAAUGAUGGUUAGUAAACUGUGGAAGGGAUGUUUUCCAGACAUUACGCCCGAACAUGUCCACAGACAUAAUUUCUACUUGUGCCAAUGGCAGCGCAAUACUCAAGUUCGUAUCGUGUAUUUGUUCUACCGUUGGCUUACAGCUAUUACGUGUCUGGCUGCCUUUGUUUGUUCACUGCUGGAUAUUGGACGCACUGAAGAACAUUUCGAAAACCACUAUGCUAAAUGGUGGAUUUAUUUAACACACUGGGCAUUAUUAUUUUGUACGUUGCAAGCAUGGCUGGCUGCUUGGAUCGUAACGCAAGGCAUGAUGGUGGAACGUGAAGAUUUCGAAUUGAUGCGACGAGCAAAAAAAUCACGUUUACACCAUAUCUAUUGGGUGUUGUAUACGUGCGCCACGGUAUACGCAUUUGUGGUGACAACGAUGUAUUGGGGAUUGGUAUAUGAUCCAGAAGUGCAUAAAAUUGACACAUUAAAUAUAAUGGUUCAUGUCUUAAAUUCGGUUAUAAUGCUUAUCGAUCUGGCCAUCGUGGGGCAUCCAAUUAAACUGAGCCAUGUUUAUUUUACAUGUGGCAUUGGCUUGGCGUAUGGUAUAUUCUCAGGCAUAUAUUUUUUGGCAGGUGGCACUGACCGCAAAAAUCAAGUUGCCAUCUAUCCAACAAUGGAUUGGACUAAACCAGGAAAAGCCAUUAUAACGACGGUUUGUUCCAUUAUCUUUGUAUUUAUAAUUCAUUUUACCUGUUUUUUAAUGUAUCGAGCACGUGUAUGGCUUUUCACAAAGCUUUGCAUACGUAGCUCGAAUCGAUGUGACGGUGAAAUGGGAGAUGGACUGAAUGAUGAUUCGUGUGCCCGUUUGGGGGGCGGUAGUAGUGCUGACUAUUCUCAUCAGCAACAAUAUCCUACUGUACAUUCAGAACAACCGCACCGAUCUCAUCACACGCUAUCCAGCAGUACUACAACGAUACAAUGUACUGCAGAGCAUGUAUAUUCUACAGCACCGGCUCACGGUGUGCAUCAACACAAACAACAACCACUGCAAGCAACACAACAACAACAACAACAACAACAACAACAACAGCAACACGGUAUUCAUAAAACGCACCAUCAACAUCAAUACUCUACACAUCAUCAAUAUCCUCCUCAAUAUGCUGGCUACCAACAGCAGCCUGUAGUAGCCGGAGUGAAUGUAGGUGUGAUUAGCACAGCCGAAAUUUAUCAGCCGCAAGAUAAUAAGAAUAAGCAUAAAAUAGCUAUAGGAACUGGUAGUAGCGGGGUUGGUGGUAGUGGUGGUGGUUGCGGAAUUGGUGAUAGUAGUGUUAAUAACUCGUCUUUGUCAAGAACAGUAGCUCAACUGGAUGCUACUCAACGUGAACAAUUUCUAAAUCCCAAUAAAAUUAUGGAAUUCAAAAUGUAAAGGCGUUGUACCCGGCACCGAUAUACAUUCCAUUUGUCCAUGAAAUUUUUGCAAAGGCAUUGUCAACAAUGCCAAAUAGCAAAACAUCUCGCAGACCAAAGCGUACGAAGUGAACCACAUAGUUUAAUGUUGGAAGAAGAACUCCAGAAAUUUAAAAACUCCUGUAAGGAACAAUGUUAUUAAGGUAAUUACAAGAAAGAAUUAAAAAUUUCGAAUAAUUUUUAAAUUUUUUUAUAAAAACUGCUUCUUA
Glossina fuscipes is the source of this 2826-nucleotide messenger RNA. RefSeq lists its product as uncharacterized. The coding region runs from base 1167 to 2576 and encodes 469 amino acids. Lineage: Eukaryota; Metazoa; Arthropoda; Insecta; Diptera; Glossinidae. Gene Ontology annotation, cellular component: membrane. The record is from RefSeq and is a predicted model, not a curated record. The transcript is spliced from 3 exons.